UGUGCGUAAUGUUUUUUUUUUUGUUUUCAUUAACAUACUUGUGCAAGGAAGUGAAAAAUUACGGAAAAUCUAGUUGUUUCAAAGUACUAUUAUCAAAAAGAAAUGCUGAAAUUACUAAACAUUCUGUGCGUACUCUGGCUGAUCGAUGCAAGUGAGGCAAAAUAUGUCGAGGGUCAUCUGAAAACCAGUGCGGACUGGGCCUUUCUGGCUAGGUUUUGCUUCCUGUCCAACCAUGGUCAUUACCAGUACGAAAUUGAGUAUGAAAAACGGAUCGGCGAACUGAAACUGCUGCUGUAUUACGAUGAUAAAACCCAGUGGCCAGCAGUGUACAAAACCGAUAAGACUUGCAACGAGAAAAUUUCCGUCCUGAGUCCGAUCGAUAAUCAGAUCGUACCGCUGACCUACAGGAAUCAUUUGUACUCCGGGUGCACACUGAUAACGCCAAGCUCGAAGGACAGUGGCGGGAUCUUGCGACGACCGGCACCGGAACCCAGUAGUCCGGAACGAACACCACCAAAAGAAGACGAUUCAUUUUCCUAUGAUCAGUUCCUAAAAUCAAGUACCACAGAGGUCAGCGCCGGCACGGAUGGCUACGAGACUAACUUCACGGAAGUUGAUGGAAUGGAAACCAUGGAAACGAAUGCCACCGAGUUGGGCGGCGCUGGGGUAAUUCUGGUCCAAAAUGUAGGCUACAACAGUUUAGAGAACAGCACUGAAUACAAGGUGUUGGUUGAGGAACUGUUCCCGAAUGGGGAUGGUAAUGGCGUCAAUGUUAGUCGGAUUCGAAGGGCUGCCAAGCUGGAUCGGCUGAUUGUGAGUUGUACAAACCAUGGCACCUUUACCAGCUCGAGACAGCGAUGGUGGUACAUAGCGAUUGCUAACUGUGGCAGCAACAAGGGUUUGGAUGUGAUUUACAGAUUCCGAAUGACAAAUGGCGCUCUAGGAGAUUUUUGGCAUGAACACUUUUCAGCUGAUGAAAUGUAUAUUCCUCCGAUACUGCUGGUCGAGUCAAUCUCCUACACACUGCUGCUGUUGGCCGUGUUCCUGUGCGCAAUCGAACUCAAAACCCGCCAUUUGUAUCACUGCACUUAUCGACUGUUCGCUUUGAGUGUUCUACUCCAGUGGUUUGGAAUUCUGCUGCUAAGCGUAACCUGGGCGAAGUAUGCUGUCUCCGGAAUUGGACCUUUCACCAGCUUCGGAGGGUUCUUUACGAGUGCCAGUGAAAUCACAUUUCUGCUACUGUUACUGCUGAUGGCCAAAGGGUACACAAUUACUCGAGCUAGGUUGAAGACCUGUGCCACUGUUAAGAUUACAGUUUUCACCAAUUUGUAUGCCAUCGUCUACAUUUCCCUGUACAUCUAUCAGGCGGAAGCAUUCGAUCCCGGCGAUGUACUAAACCUCUACGAAUCCCCCGCUGGAUUUGGACUGGCCGGUCUUCGCUGCGUUGGUUGGGGUUUCUUCAUCUACUCGUGUGCUGCCACCAUCCGCAAGUUCACCGAGAAAGGACCAUUCUACUAUCCAUUCGCUCUACUAGGGUCUCUGUGGAUUAUGAGCGGACCGAUUUUGACCGUAAUUGGAGUGAAUGUUCUCGACCCAUGGGUGAGGGAAAGUGUAAUGCACGGUGCUCUCGGGCUGGUUGCCUUUAUGGGUCACUUGGCGUUUCUUUGGUUGACAUGGCCUUCAAGAGCUAACAAAAGCUUUCCAUAUCACGUGCGGACAAAUCACGUAGGCAUAUCUACAGUUGAUGAUGAAGUGACCUACCCCAGACACACCUACGAACCGGCUCCGCCGGAAGCAGGUGUUAUUAUUCCACUAUCGAGUAACACCGGCACUUUGAACGGAAUCUACGACCAGUAUCUGCGUGAGCGGAAUGUCUAUCACAGUGCAUCAACUCCCGUCAGCUACGUAUCGUUCCCAGUAGCAGCAAAAAACUUCAAACCGCAUGGCGUAAACCAUCACAACCACUCAAACAAUCACGUCCGAUCACUUUCCCGUCAUCAGCAGUCAACCAGCAGUGAUUCCAUGGCCGACGACAAUCAUUCAGCAAACAUUUUUAGUCCGCCGCAAAGUGCUCCGCAAAGUUUGGCAAUCAAUAACAACAAUAACAACAAUGACGACAACAACAACUAUGGUAAUGACAUUUUAGUAGACUCGGGUCAUCCCUCUUUGGAUAUUUCCAUUUCCACCAGUCCACCUAAAUAUGAUACACGCGACACUCUAAGCAACGGCCAUCUUAAAACGAGCGAUCACCCAAAGACAGGAAUGGUGGAAUCCGAUCAACAACCGACAGUGACGCCUUCUGCGCCUCCCGCUGCCGAUGAGUUGGACAUAAAUAGCCCACGGGUGGAACCGAAACCUUUCAAUCCGUUCAUUGUAGGAUCGAAUUCGUUGGGCGCGGCCGCAGAUGAACGCCGCCGGUUGUCGAAUAAAAUACUCCUGCCGAGUCUUGAUAGUGGCAACCACCAGCCUCAGCAUACCGAGGGGAGCACCGUUCCGAAGCACCUGUUUGCGGCCAAACGGGAGGAACGGACCAACUAAACUGCCGUACGGUACGUGGACCGGUUAAUCAGAUCUUUCAUGCUAUAAGCCGAAAGUUGAGUGCACGACAAAUGACUACUAAAAUCACAUGAACGCACUCCAAUUGUGAUAGUUUCGAGUGCCUUUGUAAAACUCUCAUGGUUGGUUGAUCCUCAAAUACAGUGGUGGGUAUGAUACUGCUAAAUUGCUAAUUCGCUAAUGAGCGGGGUGAUUUUCAAUUAAAAUUGGCGAUAUAUCGUUAUUAUAUACUUUUUUAUAUUGUUCCGAUCACACAUUAAAGAGCAACAUUCAUUUGCAUGCAAGGUCGCGAAUCAAGUAUAUUAUUCUACCCCUCAAGCUUGUGUGCAAUUAGCAACGAUGUGUUUUCAUCAAGCAUUAACUCUUGAAUUUGUUGAGUUUAUCUAUGUGAUCCUUUUUCGAGAUGUUGAAUUUUUGAUCAGUGUUGCCCACCACUAUUCAAAUAACGCAAUGAAAUAUUUCUAGUACUGCAUGUACUGCCGUUCUAAGCAAGAUUGGUAUAAAUUACGAUGAGUUUAAGUUGGUUCCCGGAUACAACAAGCGAAAAGAGGAUGUAAAUCUCUUCGAGGGUCGUAGUGUCACAGUAUAUUAUUUCUCUCUUUUCUUUGCAUGGCACACCUAGAAGUACAACGGUAGUACAUAGGGAUUUAUAUGUACAUUGAACAGCAUGUAUUCAUUGAACAAAAUAUA
Molecule: messenger RNA, 3246 nt
Organism: Wyeomyia smithii (pitcher-plant mosquito)
Lineage: Eukaryota; Metazoa; Arthropoda; Insecta; Diptera; Culicidae
Product: transmembrane protein 145-like
Exons: 7
Coding region: 103-2538 (811 amino acids)
Biological process (GO): G protein-coupled receptor signaling pathway; response to pheromone
Source: RefSeq, a predicted model, not a curated record